AUGGUUUUACUCAUGAAUGUUUGGUGUCGUUCUGUGGCGUCCAGUUUUGGACUACAUGCAAGUCGCAGUUGUCGGACGAAGUUGCAAAGAGUGACAUCCCCGACUGCUUCUGUCAGUGCAUAUACCAGUGUUAACAGAUUAUUCUGUACAAAUUUGAGAUAUAAGAGAGAUAAUAAUGUCAUACUAAUAGGAUGUCCUGGCUCAGGCAAGACAACUGUUGGCAAGAUUCUAUCAACACACUUGGCAAUGUCAGUACUUGAUUUUGAUAAUGAUAUUUUAGAACCAUAUUGGGAAAUGGCCGUAGGAGACAAGCUUUCACAAGUUGGCGCAGACAAGUUUCUUCAACUUGAAGGUGAUGUCUUGCUACAAUUUCAACAACAGAACCAUAUUAUUUCAUUAAGUGGAUCCAACCCUCUGCACCACACCGCCAUGAAACAUAUUUCAAAUUCAGGAAUUGUAGUUUUCCUUGAUGUGCAUAUUAAUGAUAUAAUAGCGAGGAUGGCAGAAAUGAAAGUGGAUCGGAUCGUCGGACAGGGAAAAGGGGUCCACAUGGAAGAUAUAUUAAAGUAUCGGUUGCAGUUUUAUGAAAAGUGGUAUGAUCUACGUGUAAUUUGUGCGAGAAAAGACAGCCCUGAAAUUGUCGCUGAAAAAAUCAUGAAAGGAUUGAAGCGUUAUCACACUAUGAGAAAUCAUAUAUCAACUCGGAGCAGUUCUAGUAAAUCAGCGACUGUGAACACUGAAGAAGGUCAUAAGAAUUUUUUGCAGGUAGUCAGAGAAGGUUUAGCUAGCGAUGGUGGACUUUACAUUCCCCAGACCAACAUCCCAUAUUUACAUGCAGAUCAGUGGAGUCGUUUGAUUGGCUGCUCUUAUCAGGAGAAAGCGUUGCGGAUUUUAGAGCAGUGGAUUCAUCCGGAAGAUGUUCAUCCACAGAAACUGAGAUCAAUGAUCGAUAAGGGUUACAAAAUGGAUAAUUUUAAUUGUCAGAAUGUCAUUCCAUUGGUUCAUCUGCGGAAUAAUCAAUAUCUGUUAGAACUGUUUCAUGGACCGACUGCAUCUUUCAAAGAUGCAGCCCUGCAACUCAUGCCACAGUUUUUCACAGAAGCUGUUAAGCGGUGUGAUAAUAACGCAAGGUAUUUAGUACUGGUGGCAACAUCCGGUGAUACUGGUAGCGCUGUCUUGGAUGGUUUCAGCAAGUACUCCGGUGACUCUGGCACUUUAGUGAUGGUGCUAUUUCCUGAAAAUGGCGUUAGUUUAGUACAGAAAACACAGAUGAGAGCUACACUCGGUGAUAAUGUACAUGUUGUUGGAAUUAAAGGUGAUUUUGAUUUCUGCCAGACAUCUAUUAAGAGUAUUUUUAACAACAUUGAAUUGUGCAAUCAACUGUUAGACCAGUACAACAUAAAACUGAGUGCUGCUAACUCCAUCAACUGGGGAAGGCUCCUUCCACAGGUAGUAUAUCAUGCUUCUGCUUAUCUGAAUCUUGUUAAUGAUGACAUCAUCAAAAUGAGUGAUCCCAUAGAUCUGUGUAUUCCUACUGGUAACUUCGGUAACAUGUUAGCUGCUGUUUAUGCAAAGGCUAUGGGAAUACCAAUUCGAAGACUGAUAUGUGCUUCAAAUAGUAACAAUGUCCUGACUGAUUUCUUCAAAACUGGUGUGUAUGAUUUAAGAUCAAGAAAUUUACAAACUUCAAUGUCUCCAGCCAUUGAUAUACUGAAGUCUUCUAACUUAGAAAGAUUUCUCUAUUUCAUCACCGAUGGCGAUGGUGAUACAGUGAGGAGUUAUUAUGCACAACUGGAAACAAAAAAAUAUUUUACAGUUUCAAAGGAGAUUCUUAACAAAAUUCAGUCUGAAUUUAUUGCUGAUUGGUGUAAUGAAGAAGAGUGUGCCACUACUAUUAGUAGUGUCUUCAAGGAAGAAGGUUAUUUGAUGGAUCCACACACUGCAGUUGGUAAAACAGUUGCAGAUAGGCACAAUAAUGAAGAUUGUCCAAUGGUUAUUGCAUCAACUGCCCAUUAUGCCAAGUUUGCUACCGAAGUGUUACAGUGCAUAGGAUUGGAUACACCCUCCGAUGACCCCAUUAGAUUAUUCAAACAGCUAGCAGCUCUUAAUCCUCGACCAGGAAUGCAUCAAGAACUGAAUAAUGCUUUGCACAAACCAGUUCACCACAGUGGUGUAAUUGAUGGCAACUUGAAUGAUGUUCGUCCUAGUGAGAUGCAUUGUCGUACAUGGGGAAGAUUACACAGGGGACCAAUCAAACUCUACCAAUGUCCUAGUGAGAUGCAUUGUUGUGCAUGGGGAAGAUUACACAGGGGACCAAUGAAACUCUACCAAUGUCGUAGUGAGAUGCAUUGUCGUACAUUGGGAAGAUUACACAAUGGACCAAUCAAACUCUACCAAUGUCCUAGUGAGAUACAUUGUCGUACAUGGGGAAGAUUACACAGGGGACCAAUCGAACUCUACCAAUGUCCUUGUGAGAUGCAUUGUGGUACAUGGGGAAGAUUACACAGGGAUCCAAUCAAACUCUACCAAUGUCCUAGUGAGAUACAUUGUUGUACAUGA
Saccoglossus kowalevskii is the source of this 2559-nucleotide messenger RNA. RefSeq names its product threonine synthase-like 1. NCBI's taxonomy places the organism in Eukaryota, Metazoa, Hemichordata, Enteropneusta, Harrimaniidae. Gene Ontology annotation, cellular component: cytoplasm. The record is from RefSeq and is a predicted model, not a curated record.